Syngnathoides biaculeatus (alligator pipefish) is the source of this 2025-nucleotide messenger RNA. It is a transcript of the gene xkr8.3, whose product is annotated as XK related 8, tandem duplicate 3. Gene Ontology annotation, cellular component: plasma membrane. Lineage: Eukaryota; Metazoa; Chordata; Actinopteri; Syngnathiformes; Syngnathidae. The record is from RefSeq and is a predicted model, not a curated record. Gene Ontology annotation, biological process: engulfment of apoptotic cell; apoptotic process involved in development; phosphatidylserine exposure on apoptotic cell surface.
GAUGGCGUCAUACCAGCCGUGGGCGUGGCUAUCGCUAAUGUUUUUGCAAAUAAGCUCUUGGCUUGUUGUUUCUAACUUUCGGGUGAAGCUGAAUUGAAACAAUAAUGGUGCGUUUGGCCCGGCAAUGGAGCGAUUCCACUCGAGUGUCCACCUGCAGGACUGAAUGAAAUGUUCUGGAUGGGUUGAAGGCAAAGUGAGCCGGUCUCAUUUGGAGACAAAUAACGGGACGGUCCGCCACCACAGUGCUGCUAGCCGGCUAGCUAAAUCGGGCUAAAUUGUUAUGGAGACUUUUUCCAAAUACUCCUGGAUCGAUUUCGUCUUUUCCAUCGUCGGAGUGUUUACUUUCUUGGCGGACUGGGGCUCCGACCUGUGGGUCGCUGUGGAGUUUUACUGCCACGGCGACUUUUUGUGGUUCGGCGCACUGGUCGCCCUCAUGAUCCUGUCGUCAUCCGUGCUCCAAAUGUUCAGCUGGUUCUGGUUGAAAUAUGACCGCCACCUGCCCGGGUUCCGAAGCGAGAUCGGAGCCGAAGCUGUGCUCUUCGUGGACAAAGUCAAACUUAGCUGCCUGUUGCACGUGCUGCAGUUGGGGUUCCUUUGCAGGCACAUCUCAGCCAUCCGGCAAGGCUUCCGGGUAUGGUGGCGGAAAGAGGAAGGCUCCGAGUACGCCGUCUACCUGACCCACGACCUCAGCAUGCUGCGGCUCAUCGAGACGUUCUGCGAGAGCGCUCCUCAGCUGACGCUCAUGAUCUAUGUGGUGCUGCACACCAACAAAGCCAGGACCGUCCAGUUCGUCAGCAUUGUGGCAUCGACCACGUCCAUCGCCUGGAUGGUGGUGGACUACCACCGCUGCUUGCGCGCCUUCCUGCCAGACAAGGCCAAGCAGGGCUGGGGUUCUUCUUUGGUCUACUUCCUUUGGAACCUGCUGCUCAUCUCCCCGCGCGUGGCUGUCCUGGCCCUCUUCUCGUCUGUCCUGGCCCCCUACGUUGCCGCCCACUUCCUGAUCCUCUGGUCUGGCUUUGUUGUCUGGGCGUGGCGACAGAGGACCGACUUCAUGGACAGCGUGGGUGGGGAGUGGCUCUACCGGGCCACCGUGGGGCUCAUUUGGUACUUCAGCUGGUUUAACGUCGCCGAGGGUCGGACUCGAAGCAGGAGCAUCAUCUACCACGCCUUCAUCACGACCGACGGGGGGAUCCUGCUGGCCACUUGGUGGUGCUACCGCGACCCCGUGACCUCCCAGCCCUAUGCGGUGGCGCUGCUCAUCACCCUACCUCUUACCUACUUGCUGGGACUCCUUAAAUGCAUCUACUACUGUUGCUUCCACCCGAAACUGUGGAGGCCCCCGCUGAGGGAACCGGGACUGCCCGACGACUUGCCCGACGCGGAAGUGUCCUUCAGAGAAUUUCCCAUCCAGGAUGGGACUCUGUCCUCGCAGCUGCUCAACAAAAGGAUGGCGCACAAUGCCGCACUCUUCUACUCCAGUCUGUAGAAACGCGACAAGAUAUCUUCUUAACCAAUUUUUUGUGUGUACUCUGGAUACUGUACACCUGCACAAACUCAUGAUAUCCAAUACAAGAGACACGUAAAACUGACUGAUAACGAUGCGAUGCAGUUGUACCCCACUGCAAACUACAAACGGAAAAUAAUUGUUCAAUAAUACCUCUCAUACAUUAUCAAUUAAAACUGAGCCCAGUUGAUUAUGAAAGGCAGAUGAAUACAGUUCUGUUGAUUGUGUGGGUGUACCUAAUGAAAAGUCUAGUCAUAUCUAUGUCAUUACGUAUCUAUCUGCCAUAGUAAUUGAAUAUUAUUUUUAAAAAAUAAUUAAACUCCAAUCGUCCCAUGAUACCCAUACGCUGGUGGUAUAAAGCUGUUUACAAAGUUACAUCGUCUCAUGUGUAAUGACCUGUUGUGAAUUACAAAAAGGGACAUUUUUACAAGCUAGUUUUUCCAAAAAGACUUUCUACAUAUUCACUAUUAAUAAAUCACUGUUUCAAUGAGGUAGCAUUGCUGUUAUUGCAGUGUAGUUAC